AGAGGUCGAGGUCCGAGUUGCGCCGCCAGCUGUUCCGGCGACACGUCGAGCAGCGUACAGUGUCUGUCUGCCUCGCUUGCAACCGGCCCUCUUUUCCUCUCUUUCGCCUCGAACAUCCCGGCACACGAGGCACGAGACCGCGUACCGGAUCGAGCAUCGAGACCUCGCACCACAGCUCCGAAAAGCACGCACACACGGUCCCCGCCGCUAGCAGAACAUGUCGCUGAUCGUCGGCUGCUGGCGACGACUCACCGAGACACCGGUCAGAACCGAGCUAAAGGGCUACAAGGUCACCGACGUGAACCGCACGCGGAAGUUCGGCAUCGCGUGCAGAAGCCUUCAGGAACUGAAGCGAAAAGCCUGUGCGAAGCUGAACGUUACAACAGACCUCGCUGAAGUCAAUGUCUUCCUGCUGGACGGAUCGCUGAUCGACGAGGAGUACUUUUCUACCCUGGCGCCUCAGACAACGCUGAUCGUCCAGAACCCUGGCGAGAAGGUGCUAAGCGAUGCGGACCUCCUGUACGACACCUUGAGGCGCGUCAACAUCGAUUUCCUGGCAGCCGGCGACAAGGCGUCCGAGUUCAUCACGGAAAACCUUAAGGCGAAGGUCGCCGUUCUAAAUAGCAUUCUGAACAAUGACGAUUCGAAAACCGCGCUCACCGGCAGGGACGAGCACCCGGAGUGGUUUCGCGGUUUGGAGACCAACUAUACGACCAAAGAGGCGUACCUGCACCGCAGGUGUCAGGACAGGAUACGCGGCUAUCUCUACAAAACGAUCGAUCAGAUCAAGUCGUCGGAGACGUUCGCGAACGACCACACGGCUAGGAAGCAACUGUUGUACGCCAUAGCGUUCUUCAAGAUGCAACUGAAGGAAGAUCACUACUUCGGUUACUACUUUGAUCGAAGUCGAGCGACGAUCGCCUCGACAGAGUCCGUCGACGAACGGGACUCGUCGACCUGUUACGAUCAUUGCCCGUGCAGACUAAGUCGGCUCGACGACAGCACGUACUUCCGGUUAUUCGGGGCAACCCACUUGUCCUGCGUGGACGGUCCGAUGAAACGGUCGAACUCGAAUUCGAGGACAGAGGAAGAGGACGCGGAGAACGAUUGUCCUUACAAGGUCCGAACGAAAGAAAGAGCGACCUGCGUCGCGAUCUGUGAUAACAAAGGCGAAUUUAGAUGCGGCGGCGUCUGGAAUGCAGACAACUGUGCUUACGGAGAUAGACACAGAAUCAACCCUUACAGGUCGAGGGAGGAACUGAUCCUGUUCUCCACAUGGAAUCUCGACCAUGUAAUCGAGAGAUCCAGAACCUUGAUACCGCAAUUUUUGAAACUAUCAUCGCAAGGAAGUGCCAGGGAGGAGGACAUCUUCGCGCUUUACGACAAUCUGUUCACGGUGAAAAACUUGAGGCUGGUUCACAUCGUGUGCCACGACAAGGGCACGCACAAAUAAACAUUAUCGCAUAAAAACGACCGAUCGAAAGAAAGGUCCGAUGA
Molecule: messenger RNA, 1497 nt
Organism: Dufourea novaeangliae
Lineage: Eukaryota; Metazoa; Arthropoda; Insecta; Hymenoptera; Halictidae
Gene: Drep4
Product: DNA fragmentation factor subunit beta
Exons: 6
Coding region: 218-1453 (411 amino acids)
Biological process (GO): apoptotic DNA fragmentation; apoptotic process
Cellular component (GO): nucleus; cytoplasm
Molecular function (GO): DNA endonuclease activity
Source: RefSeq, a predicted model, not a curated record